UCGGCGCUGGCACGCACGAAUGAAGACAUCGUUUAGGUGUCGUGCUCCGUCGCCUCAGACACUCAUAUAGCUAGUUAUACACUCGUACUCAACUCGAGGCAGCGCUCUCAGCAAAGGUUUCCCACGUAUGUGUGUCCCGUAGGCGCGGAAGCCGCACGGAGAGAGAGAGGCUGGGUGCGUGACGGACGGACGGCAGCAUUUCAUCCAUCGUCAACGUCUACGCGGUAGACACCGUUAUUCGAGUAUUUGCUUCGCGGGGAUUCGGUGUGUUUGCUGGUGUUAGUGCAGGUUUAUUGUGACGUGACGCGAAAUCGUGAAAUCCGUUCGCUCUGUAUCGAUACCUGUAUACUGGUACGCGUUCUUUGCGAAAUAAACCAGAGAAGAGGCGAGAGAGAACAGGACAGAGAUUCAAGAAUACCCCGCGAAAGGGAGAGAAAGGGAUAGAGAGACAAGGAGACAGAGAGGUAUAAAAUGAAUAAAUAAGUGAUAGUCAGUGAAAGAGAAAGAGAGAGAGAGGAAGAGAGAAAGAGUUAAAGUGAGUGAGUGAGAGAACGGGAGAAUCAGGCCGUGACUACAUCACCGCAUGAACGCGAACAGCGCAUGAGAGAGCGCCGGACAAGGACCACCGUCACCUAUCAUCGUUCUUACGGAUCAUUGUGACUACCACCCCGCAACUUACGUAUCGAAGAAUCGAUCGCAUCAUCGAUACUAAUAAAUCUAAGCGAUUACGACGCAGAGAUACGCCCGUACGAACGUCGCUUCUCCGUGGGACCUGUCCUUCUUAAUCAAACUCACGUACGAGUCAUAGCUACGCGACUAACGUAUAUAUAUAUAUAUAUAUAUAUAGUAUAGUUACAUACUAGCGUAUGUAACACGUCAGCGUACGUUAUACAGUAGGAGCUAUAGAAGCGCGCGGGGGGGGGCAGCAGCGACCCUCCAUCACUUACAGGAGUACAUCUACAUCUACAUCCUUCUCGCCAUGGUGCAGACACCGACAUGCCACAGCCAUGCAAGCUGCUCACGCCACGUGAACGCUUACUGAACUCUCGGCGAAGCACCACGGCCGACGAUAGAUCGCUUCCAUCCGUCGCUGCAUGCUGACGAUGUCAUAUCUACAGCUUGCUGUCCUCCCGUGCGUCUAAACACGUCGGAUAACACACCGCAACGAAUACUAAGGUCGAACAACAAAGAUGUCGUCGUCGUCGUCGUCGUCGACUGCCGUCCUCGCUUCGCAGCCAAAAGAACUGAAGCCCGUCGUUCAGACGUCGGCAAAGAUGAAAUCGAAGCGUCUGCUCCGGACGCCGAAAUGCGCGCGCUGUCGUAACCACGGCGUCGUGUCGUGCUUGAAAGGUCACAAACGAUACUGUAGGUGGCGCGACUGUCAGUGCGCCAACUGUUUACUCGUCGUGGAGCGACAGCGCAUCAUGGCGGCACAGGUGGCGCUGCGAAGGCAACAGUCGCAGGAGCAGAAGAAGGAUGGAGAGACGGAGAAUAAAGCUGAGAAAGAGAAACCUGCCAGUGCGGCGGAGGCGGCUAAGAAGAUCGCUGCCGCCAAACGCGCGUCUGCUCAACUCGCUGCGAAGCCAGCGAAGAGCAGUGGCUCCAUCUCGCGGGAUAUUUUGCAAAGCUGCAGAUCAGCGCGCUACCGCUUCCCAGCGUCCGAUAACACGCGACAGACGCUGCCAUUCAUGAGUGAGAGGAUGAGGAAGCGACGCGCCUUCGCCGACAAAGAACUCAACGAUAUCAUGUACGAACAGGAGCGACACCUAGCGGCGGAAAAAUCGCACCUGGCCGCGUCGCUGCAGCUCCCAGACGCGGCGAUGGUGGCGGCGCGUGGCGGCGGCGGUGGUGGGUUAACUCCGCAGGAUUUUCUCAUGCGGACCUUUCCUCAGCUGAAUGCGAGCGUGCUGGAACUGAUCUACCAAGCAUGCGGUGGCGAUCUACAGAAAACUAUAGAGAAGAUCGUGAUAAGCAGUUCCGGUGCCGCCUACUCGCUGGACAGCCGGUCGUCGCCAGCGAAAUUUCUCACUGCCGACAUGCAGCAGUGCUGGCAGCGGCAGCAGCAGCAGUUGUUGUUGUCCGGGAGAAUCUUCUACCCACUGCCGCCAGGUGGCGCCUGCUCUCGGAGCAGCGUGUGUGUGAGUGAGAUGGAUGGAGGGUUGGCACGCGGGGAUAGAACGGGUUCGAUUCUAAGCGAGAUUCUACAAGAACGCUCGGCGUUUUCCGCCGUCAAGUCGGCAGUGGGUGGACUACAGGAUUCUGGCGUUACGACUCAGUGUAUAUCGCAGAGCGGGAACGACGAAGAUUUAUCGAAGCAACGAGGACAAUCGUGGCUUUCAUUUUCAGUGGAUUCGAUAAUUGGGAAAAAAUAAUCCGUUAAAGGGAUUGCAGUAUGAAUAUUAUUUGUAAUAUACUACGUGACUUGGUUGCUUUCUUUCGUCUGUUCUAAUUGAAAUUUGAAUUUUGUAUUUUCGUGUUUUGCGAAAAUAAAAACAUGUAUAUAACCAUCUUUACAAGAA
Molecule: messenger RNA, 2519 nt
Organism: Priapulus caudatus
Lineage: Eukaryota; Metazoa; Priapulida; Priapulimorpha; Priapulimorphida; Priapulidae
Product: doublesex- and mab-3-related transcription factor 2-like
Exons: 4
Coding region: 1191-2372 (393 amino acids)
Biological process (GO): regulation of transcription by RNA polymerase II; sex differentiation
Cellular component (GO): nucleus
Molecular function (GO): RNA polymerase II cis-regulatory region sequence-specific DNA binding; DNA-binding transcription factor activity, RNA polymerase II-specific
Source: RefSeq, a predicted model, not a curated record